Molecule: messenger RNA, 583 nt
Organism: Dendrobium catenatum
Lineage: Eukaryota; Viridiplantae; Streptophyta; Magnoliopsida; Asparagales; Orchidaceae
Product: RRP12-like protein
Exons: 1
Coding region: 56-469 (137 amino acids)
Source: RefSeq, a predicted model, not a curated record
UCUGUCGACAUCAAAGCCCAAUAGGAAAGUGGAAGCUUGCGACGACGAGCCAGAAAUGGAUAAUGAUGGCCGUCUCAUUGUUCGCGAUGAUUGUGUCAAACCCAAGCAGCAGAGAAAUUCUUCAGAUCCUGUUUCUGAUACAAGAAGCUUAACAAGUAGCCGCAUGUCAAGAAAAUCUUUAUUGAGCUCCCAGAGGAAGCGCCAGAAGACGGAGUCUGGUUGGUCUUACACAGGUGUUGAAUACACCAGCAAAAAAGCUGGUGGUGAUUUGAGGAAGAAAGGCAAGCUGGAGCCCUAUGCGUAUUGGCCUCUUGAUCGCAAGCUUCUCAACCGAAGAGUGGAUCGAAAAGCUGUAGCUCGCAAGGGCAUGGCCAGUGUCAUGGUGAGAAAAGAUCUUAAAAGGCUUGAAGGAAAGAGUGCUUCCAGGGCACUGGCAGUAACUCCUAAGAGGAGAAGGGGCAAAAAGUAAGUUGUGAUGAUUUGGUAUAUUUUGACAAUCAAAGCAGUUUAGUGCUGCUGUUUUAUAUCAGUUAUAGGAUGUUGAUUUUGAACUUUAAAAGGGAGGAACAGCUUUUUUUUUUUU